Molecule: messenger RNA, 1603 nt
Organism: Bicyclus anynana (squinting bush brown)
Lineage: Eukaryota; Metazoa; Arthropoda; Insecta; Lepidoptera; Nymphalidae
Product: retinol dehydrogenase 11-like
Exons: 1
Coding region: 119-1054 (311 amino acids)
Source: RefSeq, a predicted model, not a curated record
UUCGUCUCGUGCUUAUAGUAAAUAAUUAAGACGUUGCGUUAAUAUUACUCAUCGAGCGGCCUACGUUGUAACUGUUGACACUUUUCAUUGUUGAUGUUAGUAGACGCGCCAUACCACCAUGCUGCUGGUUGCAUUGCUUUUAAUUAGUAUUAUUACCAUAAUAAUAUUAAGUGUCAAAGUAUCAAGUGGAAUUUGCAAAUUUAGCCACCAUUUAGCUGGAAAAACAGUGAUAGUGACAGGAGCAAACUCAGGUAUAGGAUUUGAAACAGCAAACAACCUCGCCCAGAGAGGAGCCCGAGUGAUAUUAGCCUGCAGAAAUUUAGAACGAGCAGAGUGUGCACGGAAGAAAAUUAUUGACUCAUCAGGAAACCAAGACGUGCUUAUUCUUCAACUGGAUUUGGAAUCAUUUAAAUCGAUAAGAAAUUUUGUUGACAAUAUUUAUAAAACUGAAAAACAUCUAGAUAUAUUAAUAAACAACGGAGGAAACUAUUGCACUGAAAAUAAGAAGACCGAAGACGGAUUGCUUAAAGGUAUGCAAAUAAAUUAUUUUGGACCAUUUCUGUUGACAUCACUUCUAUUGCCAUUGUUAAAAAAAUCUGCACCGAGUCGUAUCAUCAAUGUUUCAUCGUUUCUAUACGUUCGAGGAAGAAUAGACUUUGAAAAUUUGAAUAUGGAAAAAUGCUUCAUUAAAUACAGAGUUUAUGAAAAUGCAAAGCUUUGUACUAUGCUUAUAACAACUGAACUAGAUAGAAGACUCCAAGGUACAGGAGUGACUGUGAACUGCUUGCAUCCCGGUGUAGUCAACACGAAUAUAAUGGAGGCUAUUGAGAAUUUUUUCGUACGAGCAAUUCUUAAAACACUCAAAUCAUUUUACAAGAAUUCUUGGGAAGGUGCUCAAACUACUAUAUUUUUAGCUGUGUCGCCGGAGGUGGAAAAUAUUAGUGGAAAGUAUUUCAAAGACUGUCACAUAGCAGAACUUGCACAGAAAGCACAAAAUUUAGAUGUUGCACGAAAAUUAUGGGACACAUCGGAAAAACUCGUAGGUUUAAAAUGAUAAAUUGCUCAUAACUUUCUAGUUAAUACAUAAAUAUUAUAGAGUAUAUAAUAUUAUAGAAAUACAUAGGUAUUUAAUUAAGAAUUAGAAAUACGUUCAGAGUGUUCGUAAAUUUAAUGACACUACACACAAGUUAUUAUCUACGAGCAGCAGAGCAGUGUUUAUUCCAGCGAAUCUCUGAAAAGUCUGAACUUUUAGCGGGAAUUUAACUGGCAAAUAGUUCAUGUAACUCGGGAUUUUAUUUUGAUAUAUCAGAAUUGUCAUAAUACCUAAAGAUGAUGAUACCAAAAUUGUAUCUACGUAGGUGAAUCCGGCGAGCACAGCCAGUGUACAAUAUUUCCAUAAUCCAUUUUUACCUACUUUUACUUUUAAAUAUGUCGAGGUCAUUAUUACAAGAAAAGGUUAAAAUUAAAGGUCAACUCAAACCAACCUCCUAGAAAAUUGACAUAUUUAUACUAAACGUCAUAAUUGUAAUAAUAAGUCUUUGUCUUUUAUUAAUAUUAAUCUAAACAGUUAUGUAUGUAAAUUUUCUGUUUUAUGUAUAACAGU